GCAACACAUAUAAAACCUUACAAGGUAAGAAUUCCUCUACACUACAAAAGUACUAGCAAAAACCAAAGCUAGCUUCCAACCCUCAAUGGAUUUCCUUGAAUAUUUUUUCCUUUUCUUCACAACUCUUUUCGUUACUUAUUUUAUAUGGUUCAUCAUAUAUAGAAGGACAACAACAUCAGCACCAACAAAUUGGCCAAUCCUUAGGGAGUUGCCGGCAGUUAUUGUGAAUCUUUAUCGUAUCCAUGAAUACAUGACUGAAGUUCUUAUAGAAUAUGGUGGCACUUAUGAGUUCAAAGGUCCUAGUUUUGUCAAUUUGGACAUGUUUUUUACUUGUGAUCCUGCAAAUAUCCAUCAUAUCUUUAGUAAAAACUUCCCAAACUAUCCAAAAGGACCCGAAUUUCGUAAAAUAUUUGAUAUUUUGGGAAAUGGGAUCUUCAAUGUUGAUGAUGAAUUAUGGGAACUUCAUAGGAAGACCACAAUGUCCAUAAUGGGCCAUGCAAAGUUCCAAACUUUGUUAGAGAGGACCAUGUGGGACAUUAUUGAUAAAGGCGUUCGACCAAUUCUUGAUGCUUUCGCUGAACAAGGCAAAACAUUGGAUUUGCAGGACGUUUUGCAAAGAUUCACCUUUGAUUCUAUCACCAAGUUGUUACUUGAUCAUGAUCCAAGAAGUUUGUCCGUUGACUUGCCUUAUUUGCGAUAUGAAAAGGCGUUCGGCGAUGCUCUUGAUGCACUUCUACACAGACACAUAAUCCCAGAAUGUCUCUGGAAAUUACAAAAAUGGCUGAGAAUUGGUAAAGAGAAGAAGCUCAUUCAAGCACGCGAGGCUUUUGAUCAAUUCAUAUAUCCUUGCAUUUCGCGUAAGCUAGAAGAGUUGAUGCACAAAAGUACAAUUAAAGACGAGGAAUUCGCAUUUUUAACCACUUAUAUCAAAAUGUACAAUCAAUGGAAAGAUGGAGAUUUGGGUACUUUGCAAACAUUUCUGAGGGACACUUUCUUGAAUUUGGUGUUUGCUGGAAGGGACACCACAAGUGCAGCUCUCACUUGGUUUUUCUGGCUCUUGGCUGAAAAUCCCACAGUAGAGACAAAGAUUAGAGAAGAGAUUCAACAACAAUUGCAUGUAAAAGAAGAUGAAAAACUCAAGUUUUUCAACAAAGAAGACUCGAGAAAAUUGAUCUAUUUACAUGGUGCUUUGUUGGAAACUCUUAGGUUCUUUCCAUCAGUUUCUUUAGAGAACAAAUAUCCACUUGAUCAUGACAUCCUUCCAACCGGUCACCGUGUUAGUCCAAAAACAAGAAUAAUUCUUCCAUUCUACACAAUGGGGAGAAUGGAGACUCUAUGGGGAAAAGAUUGUCUAGAAUUCAAGCCAGAGAGAUGGAUUUCAGAACGAGGAGGGAUCAAACAUGAGCCGUCUUUCAAAUUUCCAGCGUUUAAUGCGGGUCCAAGAACUUGUUUAGGAAAGGAAAUGGCGUUCAUUCAGAUGAAAAUAGCGGCAGCCACCAUCAUACACAAUUACAAUAUCCAAUUAGUGGAACCAGAAAAUAUUUGUCCCACUACUUCUAUUAUCAUGCAAGUGAAAAAUGGUCUGAUGGUGAAGGUUGUUAAAAGGGUAUAGCACAUGCGUCUAUAUAUGUCUUAUGUAAGUGGAAUAUAUCCUCAGCUCUUUAAGAAAAUCCUAAUAAAAUUGUUCUCUUGUUGAC
This is a messenger RNA of Lycium ferocissimum, 1697 nucleotides long. Its product is annotated as alkane hydroxylase MAH1-like. The coding region runs from base 86 to 1612 and encodes 508 amino acids. Gene Ontology annotation, molecular function: iron ion binding; heme binding; monooxygenase activity. The transcript has a single exon. The record is from RefSeq and is a predicted model, not a curated record. Lineage: Eukaryota; Viridiplantae; Streptophyta; Magnoliopsida; Solanales; Solanaceae.